AUGCGACUUCCGCUGACGGGUUGCUGUAGAAACCGGGCCUUGCACCGCGGGCCUCCUCGACCCUCACGCUUUCCUGUCCUGGUUGCCCAGGGAGGGGUCUAAACUCACCGCAGCAAUCGAACUUUGGGCCUAGGAAGGCUUCAACCCCAGGCCCCGGGACCACUCUGCCGUGGGUCAGCGGUCGGGCACACUUUUCUCACUCCUACCCGUUGCGCCUCCACUGGCCCAGAGCUUAUAUUCUCUUAAAAUAGACACAAAGUGCUGGAGUAACUUAGCGGGUCUCUGGAGAGAAGGAAUGUGUGACGUUUCUGGUCGAGACCCUUCUUCUUUUCCCUCACCCUGGUUAGGGAUCAGGCGCCUCUUGUAGUCGUGGUACUGAUUGUGGAUGAUCAGCCAUGAUCACAUUGAUUGGCGGUGCUGGCUCGAAGGGCCGAAUGGCCAACUUUUGCACCUAUUGUCUAUUGAUUAGGGUUUCUACCUUAUUCCCACCCCUAAUCCUGUUCCCCUCUUCCCUCCACUCUCGGGCAGUAGUUGGUGUCUACAAUCUGUGGACAUGAGCAAUAGCAGUCAAUGCAUUGUGGAUCCUCUUAACUUUCAACUACCUUCCUUGUACAGCAUACCCCUCCACCUAUUCCUGAUAGCCCUUUUCUCGUCUGAACAGCAGCAUGUCUAUCACUCUCAGGCCAUCAUCUUUUUGUGCCCCCCUCCCCCCAUAGUUACCGUGAAGGACAUGUCCCCAAAAUAAUCCAAUGGGAUUCAUCUCUGGAUUUGUACAUGAUUUCAGUGAAUGUGAAUGUGAAACAGAAUCAGAAGUAGACCUUUCACACAGCCCCAUGAUUCAGUAAGAUUAUGGCUGGCCUUAACAUCCACAGUACUUUCCUUACACUAACAAAAUGUCCUUGGACAUAGUUGAUAUUACUUACUAAUUUAUUGAGCACUUUUUUGAUUAUAGCCAGCAACGGAGGGUUUGCAGUCCUCUGGUUCACAUGGGAGUUCACUCUCUUUAUUCCUGAUUACCAUCCACACCUCAACUUUCUGAGAUCAUAUCUGUUUUAUCACAUUGUGCUGGGCUGAGAAAAAAAAAACAAGGAAAGGAAUUCAAGUUCUCUCAGUGAAAAAAAAAGUGGAUGAAAUGUUAGUAUAAUACACUGUAAAUGUGCUUUCAUGUUUCUUUCUGUUUAUUCAGUGUAUUGGAGUGUAGAAGAACCUGGUGGAGUUGGACUAAGCACAGAAUAAGCAAUGGGUGAACGGAAGGGUGUGAAUAAAUAUUACCCACCCGACUUUGAUCCUGCCAAGCAUGGCUCCCUCAACAAAUACAAGAACAGUCAUCCUCUCCGGGAAAGGGCCCGGAAACUAUCCCAAGGCAUCCUCAUCAUCCGGUUUGAGAUGCCAUACAACAUCUGGUGUGAUGGUUGUGGAAAGCACAUCGGAAUGGGUGUUCGGUACAAUGCAGAGAAGAAGAAAGUUGGAAACUACUACACAACCCCCAUUUACAGAUUUCGGAUGAAGUGCCACUUGUGUGUCAACUAUAUUGAGAUGCAGACAGACCCAGCGAACUGUGACUAUGUGAUUGUGAGUGGAGCCCGGCGGAAGGAGGAGCGCUGGGACAUGAAGGACAACGAGCAGAUUCUCACAACUGACCAUGAACAGAAGAAGAAGUUGGAAACGGAUCCCAUGUACAAGCUAGAACAUGGAGUAGGGGACCAGGAGAAGCUGAAGAUUGCUGUUCCCACCUUGUCCAAUAUCCAGGAUAUGCAGAGUGCAUGGAAGGAUGACUUUGCCAUCAACAGCAUGCUACGCAAGAAAUUCCGGGAUGAGAAGAAAGUAUUGAAAGAGACGGAAGAGAAAGAUGAAGCUCUUCGGAACAAAGCAAAUCUCAGCAUCCCACUGCUCGAGGAGUCUGACGAAGAUAAACGCCUGGCAUCCCUUCUUAAAUUGCGUGUUCUAGACUCCUAUGAAGACAAGCAGAGAAUGAAGCGGAAAGAGAUCACUUCGAGGUCCUGGUUUGCUGCCCCUCAAGUCACAGUAGGAGAGAAAACUGCAGAUGUGUUGAAGAAACUGGGACUGAACAAAAUAUCGACAGCCAAAUCUUUAAAUAGCCCAAAUGGAAUUGCCGUGAGUGACCUGGGAAUAAUCCGAAAGAAAUCAGCGGAGCAUCCAGUGAGCCAGAAGGAACGGGCAGACAUGUCCAGCAGAGAUUCACAGCCCAUGAUGGAAACAGAGAGCGGAAUGGAUCAAGAGAGUUUUGUUUCAAACUGUUUGAGUCAAGCGAGAGACACCUGCUAUAAGGGGGAAGCUGAAUCUCCCCCACGGACUGAAGCUAUGACAGAUGCAGAGCGAGAUGUCAGUGCCAACUCACUUGUGGCUGACUAUUCUGAUUCCAAUUCCGAUGCAGACAGUUCCUGAGCUAUGCAUGAUUGUAAAUAAUUGUUUGAUACUCCCGACUUGUAAUGUACUCCUGUGAAAUAAAUAAAUUAAUAAGUGCGCUGAAACUAA
Molecule: messenger RNA, 2496 nt
Organism: Leucoraja erinaceus (little skate)
Lineage: Eukaryota; Metazoa; Chordata; Chondrichthyes; Rajiformes; Rajidae
Gene: yju2b
Product: YJU2 splicing factor homolog B
Biological process (GO): mRNA splicing, via spliceosome
Cellular component (GO): post-mRNA release spliceosomal complex; U2-type spliceosomal complex
Source: RefSeq, a predicted model, not a curated record